Molecule: messenger RNA, 2342 nt
Organism: Orbicella faveolata
Lineage: Eukaryota; Metazoa; Cnidaria; Anthozoa; Scleractinia; Merulinidae
Product: putative inactive 1-aminocyclopropane-1-carboxylate synthase-like protein 2
Biological process (GO): biosynthetic process; amino acid metabolic process
Molecular function (GO): transaminase activity; pyridoxal phosphate binding
Source: RefSeq, a predicted model, not a curated record
UUCUUUUUAUUUCCUUUUUAGUUUUAGGGAAACAAUUACUGAUUUUCUCAAUUACUAUAUGAAGCCAGUAGAGCCUAUGAUUCCAGAAAAUCUGAUUGUGUCCAAUGGAUGUACAUCUUUAAUUGAUACUUUGGCAUAUACACUUGCCGAUGAAGGGGAGGGUCUGUUGGUUCCCUCUCCUUUUUAUGGAUCAUUUUUGUUGGACCUGCGAAUCAGAUGCCGAGUGGUGCCAUUUCCAGUGGAACUCUCUAGUAAGCCUGGUCCAGGGGAAACACAACCAUUCGAACUGUCUGUCCCAAGGCUGGAAUCUGCUUUAAAGAAGGCAACAGAACAGGGAGUUAAAAUCCGUGGUUUGUUAUUGUGUAACCCUAACAACCCAUUAGGAAUCAUCUAUUCUGAAGAUGUCUUGCAAGGAUGCCUGCAAUUUGCUGCAAGGUAAGAAUUAUACUAUACGUUUCCUGAGGGGAUUAUCAACAUGGCAACGAGUGAAAACACAUUAGCAUUUGAUUUGCUGAAAGAGAAGUUUGAAGAAAAAGAGUCACAUGCCAUACUUCAAGAACACACGCAAUAUGCUCCUUGUGAGGGAUUAGACAGUUACAUUUCCUUUCAUUUCUUUUUAUAUAGCAUUCCAAACAAGGACAUGAUCCAUGUAAUCUGGGGCUUCAGUAAGGAUUUUGGUGUUUCUGGCUUUCGAUGCGGUGUUCUUUACACGUGGAACAAAGAUGUGUUCAAUGUCAUCUCAUCAGGGUAUUCACGAUUCCAUGACGUGCCGACACCAGCUCAGAUUCUCUUGGGAAAUCUCAUCAAAGAUAAAGAGUGGCUAGACAAUACUUUUAUUCCAGCCAAUCAAAAGCGGCUUCGAAACGCUCACAAGAUGGCCUGUGAUGCUCUUCAAGAAGUCGGUAUUUCAGUCCUUCCCGGGGAAUGUGGCCUUUUCAUCUGGGUUGACUUCAGAGAGCUCGUCCCAACGUGCACGUUUGACGAAGAAAUGCAGCUGUUUGAAAGCAUGAUGGCUAAUGGCGUGUUCAUAUUUCCUGGGUCGUACUUUUGCUGUCCAGAGCCUGGCUGGUUUAGAAUUAUAUUUGCCAUGGAAACAGACGUUCUUCAGAUAGGGCUAGAAAGAAUUCAGGAAACUGUCAAACAAGUCCGUGCCGAUAUUGCAGCCAAGCCGAAGGGAAGAGGGACUACAACGGAUCGUACAGGCGAGAAGCUUGCCCAGAUUGAAGUCGGUGCUGGCAAUGCACAAAAAGCUGGAGACGAAAAUCUUGAAGACUUAGUUCGCACUCUACACCGGCAGAUUCAGGACAGUGACUGGCUAAAGGAAAAUACUGCUGAAAAAUGGAUGGCAGAUAAUCCUGAACUAGCUAAGGAAUUUUUUAAGCAAGACACCGAGAAAUAAUAAUGAUUGUAAUUAUAUUUUCAUACAAGAGUAUAACAAAACCGGUUUUCUAUUCAAUUGUGUAGCCAACUUGAAUUCUCAAGGAAGGAGCGAGUGUUCUUUCUUCCAAUUGUAGAUCAUGUAGGAGAUUUUCAGCCUUCCCUAAAUGUUCUAUCAGUUGUUGAUUCAAGUAUUGAUGAAUGAAACCGAAAGGUCAGAAUCAAAGUUCUCUUUACUUUUAUCACAUAUUUUAUAUAACUUUACCUAAGAGAGUUUGAGUCUUGGGUCAAAUUGUUUUCUCGAGAUGAUCAAUUCUGUCACUCUUAUCUUUGUUUCAAAACGGUCAAAGAGAAGUUUAGUUAUUGGGCGUGAAUUAAAGGAUUUCAUUAAGUUGUCAAGAAAGAAGGACUUGCAUAUCGUAAAGUAAAAAAAAAUCCAAAGGUCAGUCUUGAAAAAUAGGGAAUAAAUCAAAAUCUCGAUAGAAGCGACCCUCGCCACAGGAAGCUCUCACGUCGGUUUACAAAAUGAUAAAAAAUAAACUACCCAAUUGUGACGGCCAUUUUGAAUUUUAUCGCGGAACCAAGAAUUCUUCGAACAGCUGACCGUGUAUUUAAAAUUCAAAAUGGUCGCCACGAGCUUGAUCGAUAAAGUUUUUCUGAUCGGAUGUAAGGGUACAGGACGCUCAAGCAAGACUUUGCUAGAUCCAUCAUUAAAACAGCGGCCCUUGGUUAACAUUUGGGGAUUACAAUGCACUGUCACUCUCUGAUGUCAGAUUUUGAUUUGCAACCCGCUCGGACACUUGGCGUGAAACAGCUGUAUUGACCUCGUAGUAGCCAAUGAGUGUGCGUACUGUUGGAUCGAGAAAAAUUUACGGCCGAGUAUAAACGAAAGCCUCCACUUGGCGCGAAAAUAUAUAGAGGAUAUUACACGGUGGCGAGAAGAUAUGAAUUUUAUGUUCGUGUUC